Molecule: messenger RNA, 692 nt
Organism: Anthonomus grandis grandis
Lineage: Eukaryota; Metazoa; Arthropoda; Insecta; Coleoptera; Curculionidae
Gene: Fis1
Product: mitochondrial fission 1 protein
Exons: 3
Coding region: 84-539 (151 amino acids)
Biological process (GO): peroxisome fission; autophagy of mitochondrion; mitochondrial fission
Cellular component (GO): mitochondrial outer membrane; peroxisomal membrane
Molecular function (GO): protein binding
Source: RefSeq, a predicted model, not a curated record
CAAAAAUAAAACUGAUUAUUGUUUUGACGUAUCAUUGCCGAAAAUUUAUUGAAAAUUAUUAAUAAAAAAAAAAAACUACAAAAAUGGCCGAUACCGCUGAUAUUCUAGCCGAAACGGUUCUUCCGGAGGAUUUAAAAAAAUUUGAAAAAAUCUACCACGAACAACUAUGCAAAAGUGAUGUAAGCCCCAAGGCACAGUUUGAGUAUGCCUGGUGCUUAGUCCGAAGCAAAUACCCUGCCGAUAUACAAAAGGGCAUAGUCUUACUCGAGGAACUGUAUAAAACCCAUGAGGAGGGACAAAGAGACUAUUUGUACUAUUUAGCUAUUGGUAAUGCUCGGCUCAAAGAAUACACCAAAGCUCUGGAAUAUGUGAGGUCAUUUUUAUCAAUUGAACCCGGUAACCAACAAGUAGUAAGCCUUGAACAAAACAUAAAAAAGAAAAUGGAAAAAGAGGGUCUCCUAGGUAUGGCACUGGCGGGAGGCGCUGUCUUAGCAGUUGGAGCAAUGGUGGGCAUCGGCCUGGCCAUCAGAAAAAAGUGAUAAUAGUCUGAUCCAUUUGUUUAUUGAUGUUUUUAUUUUCUAUUUAUUAUGUUAACGAACUUUUCUAAUAAAUUUAUAUACAUGGGUCGCAACAAAAUCCGCUAUUUUCCACUCGAUACGAUUUUGUUGUCACUUGGUAUGCUGUUACUGUGA